This is a messenger RNA of Callithrix jacchus (white-tufted-ear marmoset), 24579 nucleotides long. The record is from RefSeq and is a predicted model, not a curated record. Lineage: Eukaryota; Metazoa; Chordata; Mammalia; Primates; Cebidae.
GAGACAAGAGAAAGAAUGCAGCUAGAGCAAAUAUUAGAAGGGAUUAUUGUUGCUUUUCGAUCCGCCAUCUGCGCCUCACGUGGGGCCGCCACCAAAAUGCAGAUUUUCGUGAAAACCCUUACGGGAAAAACCAUCACCCUCGAGGUUGAACCCUCGGAUACGAUAGAAAAUUUGAAGGCCAAGAUCCAGGAUAAGGAAGGAAUUCCUCCUGAUCAGCAAAGACUGAUCUUUGCUGGCAAGCAACUGGAAGAUGGACGUACUUUGUCUGACUACAACAUUCAGAAGGAGUCUACUCUUCAUCUUGUGUUGAGACUUCGUGGUGGUGCUAAGAAAAGGAAGAAGAAGUCUUACACCACUCCCAAGAAGAAUAAGCACAAGAGAAAGAAGGUUAAGCUGGCUGUCCUGAAGUAUUACAAGGUGGAUGAGAAUGGCAAAAUUAGUCGCCUUCGUCGAGAAUGCCCUUCUGAUGAAUGUGGUGCUGGAGUGUUUAUGGCAAGCCACUUUGACAGACAUUAUUGUGGCAAAUGUUGUCUGACUUACUGCUUUAACAAACCAGAAGACAAAUAACCGACUUAAUAAAAGACAUGAACUAAAAAAAAAAAAAAAAAAAAAAGAAGGGAUUAUUGUUGAGAACAUCAGUUGAUCUGUGAUACCAAGGCAGAGAUUCAGUAAGCCUUUCAACUGCAGAGAAGGAACGACUAGAAAUCUACAGUGUGAUUGAAGGUAGAACAUCAUACUGAAACUUUGAACAUACGUAGGCCUGCCUGAAAAUCUGACCUUGGGUCCGACUUCUUAUAGCGCUAUUUCCUUGUAAACAUCCUGAGUUAAGAGAAAUAUGGAAUGUUAUAUGCCAGGAACUAGCUAUCUCUUAAAUUUACUAAGAAAACUUACCUGCGACAUCACACCUGGACUGAGUGAGAGAACUCUGAAUUGGCAUAAGGGCCCUACAUCUAUGAAAAUUGAAUAGUGUAAGAUUGGCAGGUAACCAGGGCACAUCUGUGGAUUGAGGUAAACCACAUGCAUCUCAACUGUCUCUGGCAAUAGUGAGUACUCUUCGUGUAUGUGGGGGAAUGAUUGUUUGGCCUCCUUAAGAGUUUUAAGAUACUGUGUGCUAAAUUCUAUCCUGUAUCCUUCUAUAAAUCUAACUGAGGGCUAGAUUAAAGCCUCUUGUAUCUGAUCCUAUGACCUCUGCCAGUGGUAGGAUUGGUCACACCUUGCAACACAGUAAAAUUGCUGAAAAUAGCUAAAAUACAAAGAGAGUGUAUUAGUCAGUUUUCAUGCCACUAAUAAAGACAUACCCAAGACUGGGCAGUUUACUAAAAAAAAAAGAGGUUUAUUGGACUCACAGUUGUGGCUGAAGAGGCCUCACAAUCGUGGCGGAAGGUAAAAGGCAUGUCUCAUAUGGCAGUAGACAAAUAGCUUGUGUUCCCUUUUUAAAACCAUCAGAUCUCAUGAGACUUACUCAAUAUCAUGAGAAUAGCACGGGAAAGACCUGCCCCCAUGAUUCAAGUACUUCCCACAGGGUCCCUCCCAAAACACAUGGGAAUUAAACAUGAGAUUUGAGUGGGGACACACCCAAACCAUAUCAUUUCACUCCUGGCCCCUCCCAAACCUCAUGUCCUCACAUUUUAAAACCUAUCAUGCCUUCUCAACAGUCACCAGAGUGUUAUUUCAGCUUUAACUCAAAAGUCCAAAGUCCAGCAGCUCAUCUUAGACAAAGCAAGUCCCUUCUCCCUAUGAGCCUGUAAGAUCAAAAGUAAGUUAGUUAAUUCCUAGAUACGAUGGGAAUGCAGGCAUUGGGUAAAUACACCCAUUCCAAAUGGGAGAAAUUGGCCUAAACAAAGGAGCUACAGGCCUCAUGAAAGUCCAGAAUCCAGUGGGGCAGUCAAAUUUUAAAGUUCCAAAAUGAUCUCCUUUGACUCCAUAUCUCACAUCCAGGUCAUGCUAAUGUAAUAAGUGGGUUCCCAUGGUCUUGGGCAGCUCCACCUCUGUGGCUCCCAGGGCACAGCCUCCCUCCUGGCUGCUUUCACAGGCUGGCAUUGAGUGUCUGUGACUUCCAGGUGAAUGGUGCAAGCUGUCAGUGGAUCUGUCAUUUUGGGAUCUGGUGGAUGAUGGCCCUCUUCUCACAGCUCCACUAGGUGGUGCCCCAGUAGGGACUCUGUGUGAGGGCUUCAACACCGUAUUUCCUUUCUGCACUACCCUAGCCGAAGUUAUCCAUGAGGGUCCCAUCCCUACAGCAAACUUCUGCCUGGAUAUCCAGGUGUUUCCGUACAUCCUCUGAAAUCUAGGCAGGGGUUUCCAAACUUCACUUCUUGACUUCUGUACACAUGCAGGCUCAACACCACAUGGAAGCUGCCAAGGCUUGAGGCUUGCACCCUCUGAAGCCAUGGCCUGAGUUCUAUUUUUUCCCCUUUUAGUCAUCACUCGAGUGGCUGGGACAUGGGACACCAAGUCCCUAGGCUACACACAGCAUUGGAACCCUAGACCCGGCCCAAGAAGCCACAUUUUUCUCCUAGGCCUUCGGGCCUACUAUGAGUGGGGAUGCUGUGAAGACCUCUGACACAACGCUGGAGACAUUUUACCCAUGGUCUUGGGGAUUAACAUUUGGCUCCUUGUUACUUAUGCAAAUUUCUGCAGCCAGCUUGACUUUCUCUCCAGAAAAUGGGAUUUUCUUCUCUGUCACAUUGUGAGACUGCACAUUUUUCAAACUUUUAUGCUGUGUUUCCAUUAUGAAACUGAAUGCCUUUAAUGGCACCCAGGUCACUCUUAACGUUUUUUCGCUUAUAAAUUUCUUCUACCAGAUAGCCUAAAUCAUCUCUCUCAAGGUCAGAGUUUCAGAAAUUUCUAGGGCAGGGGUAAAAUUCCACCAGUCUCUUUGCUAAAACAUAACAAGAGUCAUCUUUGCUCCAGUUCCCAACAAAUUCCUUAUCUCCAUCUGAGACCAUCUCAGCUUGGAUUUCAUUGUCUAUAUCGUUAUCAGCAUUUUGGUCAAAGCCAUUGAACAAGGCUUUAGGGAGUUCCAAACUUUCCCACAUUUUCUUGUCUUCUUCUUAGCCCUCUAAACGGUUCCAAUCUCUCCAACCUCUGCCUGUUAACCAGUUCCAAAGUCACUUCCACAUUUUGAAGUAUCUUUUCAGCAGCCUCCCAUUUCUGGUACCAAUUUACUAUAUUAGUCCAUUUUCACACUGCUGAUAAAGGCAUACUUGAGACUGGAUAAUUUAUAAAAGAAAGCGAUUUAUUGGACUCACAGUUCCAAGUGGCUGGGGAGGGUUCCUAAUCAUGGCAGAAGGUGAAAGGCACGUCUCACAUGACAGCAGAAAAGAAAAGAAAGCUUGUUCAGAGAAUCUCCCCUUUUUAAAAUCAUCAAAUCUCAUGAGACACAUUCACUAUCACAAGAACAGUUUGGGAAAGACCUGCCCUCAUGAUUCAGUUACCUCCCACUGGGUCCUUGCCACAACAUACGGGAAUUUAAGAUGAGAUUUGGGUGAGGACACACCCAAACCAUAUCAGAGUAGUCUUUUUCAUUCCUUUAAACCAUCAAUUUCUUUUCCUUUUGGCAAAUAACUGUAUUUGUGGAGUACAAUAUGAUAUGUUCAUGUACAUUAUGAAAUGAUUAAAUCAAUCGCAUUGUGAGGCUGCAAAUUUUUUGAACUUUUGUGCCCCCUUUCCCUUAUGAAACUGAAUGCCUUUAGCAACACCCAGGUCACCUCUUGUAUACUUUGCUACUUAGAAAUUUCUUCUACCAAAUACCCUAAAUUCUCUCUCUCAAGGUCAUAGGAAUGAGCAUAUCUAUCUUCUCACAUACAGAUUCUUUUUUAGUGGGAACAUUUAAAAUCAUAUUCUCUUAACAAUAUUGAAAUAUCCAUUAUACUAUUAUUAACUACAGUUACUCUGCUAUGCGUCUCAAAAACUUUUUUUUUUUUGGUCUAAUUAGCUGAAAGUUUAGAGCCUUGGGCCAACAUUUUGGCAUCCUCCCACUCCCAUCCCCCGCCUCUGGCAACUACCAUUCUAUUCUCCAUUUCCCUUGAGUUCAACUUUUUAAGAUUCCUCAUAUAAAUGAGAUCAUGCAGUAUUUCUUUCUUUGUGUGGUUUAUUUUACUUAGCAUAAUGUCCUUCAGGUUCAUGUAAAGCUGAAUAGUAUUUCAUUAUUUAUAUACAGUUUAACCUUGAAUGACAUAUGGGGGAAAGGGGCACUGACCUUCCACACAGUUGAAAAUUUAGGUAUAAUUUGAUUCUCUGACCCAAAAGCUUAACUACUAAUAGCCAACUGUUGAUUGGAAAUCUUACCAAUAACAUAAAUUGAUUAACACACACUAUAUACUAUAUUUUUACAAUGAAAUAAACUAGAGAAAAGAAAAUAUUAAGAAAAUCACUAGAGAAAAUAUAUUUACUAUUCAUUCAAUGAAGUGAAUCAUAAAGAUCUUCAUCCUCAUUAUCUUCACAUUGAGUAGACUGAGAAGGAGAAGAAAUAGGUGGGUUGGUCUUUCUCUGGAGUGGCAGAAGAAGAAGAAAAUUUGCAUAUAAGUGGAUCCUCACAGUUCAAACCUGUGUUUUUCAAGAGUCAGCUGUAUACCACAUUUUUUUAUCCAUUCAUUUGUUGAUAGGCACUUAGGUUGAUAUCUUAUCUUUGCUAUUGUGAAUAAUGCAAUGAAUAAAGAUUGCACAUGUUUUUUCAGUGUCCUAACACAUUUUCUUAUCCAUUCAUUUGUUGAUAGGCACUUAGGUUGAUUUCUUAUCUUUGCUACUGUGAAUAAUGCAAUGAAUAAAGAGUGCACAUGUUUUUUCAGUGUCCUAAUUUCAACCCUUUUAAAAUUGAAGUGGGAUUCAAUGCCCAGAAGUGUGAUUGCUAGGUCAUAUUGCCAUUCUAUAUUUAGUUUUUUGAGGACCUCCAUGUUAUUUUCUAUAAGGGCUGUAUUCAUUUACAUUCCUACCAACAAUGUUACAGGGGUUCCCUUUUCUCCACAUUCUUGCCAAUGCUUGUUAUCUUUCAUCUUUUUUUUUAACAUGCCCUAUUUCACAGGUGUCAUUUUUCUUUUUGAUGAUAGAAAUUCUAGUAGGUAUGAGGUGAUAUCUCAUUGUGGUUUUAAUUCAAACUUCCCUGAUGAUUAAUCAUGUUGAACAAUUUUUCAUAUACCUGUUUAGUAUUCAUAUGUCUUUAUUUGAGAAGUGUUUAUGCAGGUCUUUGCUUAUUUUUUAAGUGGUUUGUUUUCUUGUUGUUUUGGUGUUGCAUUGUUUAUAUAUUUUGGUUAACACACUAACUGAUGUAUAAUUUGUGAAUAUUUUCUCCCAGUUGAUAUGUUGUCUCUUCUCUCUGUUGUUUCUUUUGUUGUGCAGAAGCUUUAUAUUGAUGGUUUGAUGCAUUCAUGCUUGCCUAUUUUUGCUUUUUGGGGGUUGUAGCGAAAACAUUUUCCAGAGCAUUAUCAUGGAGCUUUUAUGUUUUCUGAUAGUUUUAUAGUUUUGAGUCUUAUGUUUAAGUUUCUAAUCAUUUUGAGUUGAUUGUUGUAUAUAGUGUGAGAUAAAGACGCAACUUCAUUCUUCUGCAUGUGAAUAUCCAGUUUUCCCAACACCAUUUAUUGAAGAGACUGUCUCUUCCCGCAGAGAGAUUCCUUUUUUUUCCUUCCCUGCCCCAGGACAUAGGCAUAGGCAAGGGCUUCAUGACUAAAACACCAAGAGCAAUAGCUGCAAAAGCCAAAAUAGUCAAAUGGAUCUAAUUAAACUCCAGAGCUUCUGCACAACAAAAGAAACAAUCAUUAGAGUGAACCGGCAACCAGUGGAAUGGAAAAAAAUAUUCUCAAGCUACCCAUCUGACAAAGGGCUAAUAUCCUGAGUCUACAAAUAACUAAAGCAGAUUUACAAGAAAAAAACAACCCCAUCAAAAAAUGGGCGAAGGAUGUGAACACUUUUCGAAAGAAGACAUUUAUGCGGCAAAAAAAAAAACAUGAAGAAUGCUCAUCAUCACUGGUCGUUAGAGAAAUGCAAAUCAAAACUACAUUGAGAUAUACCAUCUCAUGCCAGUUAGAAUAGCGAUCAUUUAAAAAUCUGGAGACAACAGAUGCUGGGGAGCAUGUGCAGAAAUAGGAACACUUUUACACUGUUGGUGGGACUGUAAAUUAGUUCAACCAUUGUGGAAGACAGUGUGGCAAUUCCUCAAGGGUCUAGAACUAGAAAUACCAUUUGACCCAGCAAUCCCAUUACUGGGUAUAUACCCAAAGGAUUAUAAAUUGUUCUAUUAUAAAGACACAUGCACACAUGUUCACUGCGACACUGUUUACAAUAGCAUAGACCUAGAAUCAACCCAAAUGCCCAUCAGUGAUAAACUGGAUAAAGAAAACAUGGCACAUAUACACCAUGGACUACUAUGCAUCCAUAAAACAGGAAGAAUUUAUGUCCUUUGCAGGACAUGGACAUGGCUGAAUCUGGAAACCAUCAUUCUCAGCAAACUGACACAAGCACAGAAAACCAAACACCGCAUGUUCUCACUCAUAAGUGGGUGUUGAACAAUGAGAACACAUGGACACAGGGAGGGGAACAUCACACACUGUUAUCUGUUGGAGGUUGGGGGACUAUGGGAGAGAUAGCUGGGGUGUAGAGGUUAUAACAUUGGGAGAAAUGCCUGAUGUAGGUGAUGGAGGGGGGAUGGAGACAGCAAACCACCAUGGCAUGUGUGUACCUAUUCAACAGUCCUGCAAGUCUGUACUUGUACCCCAGAACUUAAAGUGUAAUAAAAAAUAAAAAAGCAGACAGACAAUAUUGUCAGUUAGACUGACAGCCAACUUCUCAAUGAAAGAGUGGAAGCCAGCAGUGAAAUCAGAUAUUUAGUGUGAGAAGGAAAACAUUUGGCAACUAAAGUUAUACAUCCAGUGAAAUUAUCUAGACAAUGGUAAAAUAAAUACAUUUUAAAACAAACCUGAAGAAUUUUCAGUCAGCAAACUGACACUAAAGAAAACCUUAAAGGAUAUGCUGAAGGCGGAAAGAAAAAGAUUUCAGAUGAAAGUCAUAUCUUUUUUAUUAACAGUGUUUUAUCUAGAGACUGGAGUUAGGUAGAGGAACUUAUAUAUGUUCCAUAUCUGUGGAUCUAUGACAUGACUCUUAUCUGAAACUAUUAGAAUGAAAUAUGAAGUGUUUUAAGUAUACAAAUGAAUAUAUUUGUUCCUAAGUGAUUUUGUUCCUAAGGGAAUAAUAAUACUGUAUUUUUGUUGGGGGUAGACCCUGAGUCCAUAGUAACUUCUGCUGAGGCUGCAGGCACCCUAUUGUUUUGUCCGCUCUGAACUAUAUCAUAGGUACCUAUCUAUUCACCAAUCCUAAGUGCAUAGCUAAUAGUAAAAGGCAGUACUUAUAAAGGACACUUCUUACUUCUUUAGCUCUUCAGAAAUAACACAAAAAAGUAUACUUUAUCCUCAGGAAAAAAAAAAAAAAAAAGCAGUGGUCAUUAGGGUAGACAUUUUCUGUUGUGGCUUGAGACAUCCAGAUUCAUACUAAAAGUUUCUGUAGCUCUAGGGUUGGGGGAGCUAGGGGUCAGGAUAACAGCUUUCCUAUUUUCCCUCUCUGAAACCAAGUGCAGCAGAACUUGACGUGGGAACCUAUCAACUAUGCUAUAAUACUUGGCUAUGUAGAGUUAUAACUAUCUUAGACAAGAAAACACCUUUGUUUUCAGUUAUAUCAUUAAAUUUUCUUCUAUUUUUAUUUCUAACAAAAAUAUUUGUUAUAUAAUGAAAUACUGUUCUCAAGCAUUUAACUAAAACUUUGUGUUCUUAAGCAGAUCUUUUGCUUACCUUAAUUUCUCCUGAUUCUUGGCCUUUAAAAGUACUUGCUGAAUGAAUUAAUAUACUAUCUUGUACUAUAUUUGUGUUCGUGUAACCUGCAAAUUCCUUGAAAAAAGACAUCCUAGUAUUUUCAGUUAGAGCAGAGGGAGGCUACCUAGGUCGAAAUUAUCAGAUUCCCCACUUACCAGCUGUGUGACCUUGCUGAAGAAGUUAUUUAACCAUACUGUGCUUCAGUGUCAUCUCUAUAAAGUGCUGAUAAUAGUAGCCACUUAUCUGCUAGGGUUGUUAUAAUGCUAAAAUGUGGUAAUGCAUGUAAAGCAUUUGGAACAGUUCCUGAUACACAGUAAGAGAGAUGCAUGUUUGCUAUUAGUAUAUUUUUAAUUGCCCCUAGAAUUACACACCAUGUUUGUGCAUAAUGCAGAAUUAAUAUAUAACUUUUGUAAUGAAUGAUAGAACCCUUCAAGCUUGGCCUUUAUCCUGUUUGUUGUAUAAUUAAUUAAAUGGUAAUUAAUUGGAACCAAAGAGAUGCUGAAGUAGAGAUGGGAGAUACUUCUAAUAUCUAAUAGGCUCACUUGAAACUAAAUGGUAAUAAUUACUAUUUAAGAAGCAGUUUUGCUGACAUGAACCAUUUAUAUGUACAUAUAUAAUUAUUUCAAAAUUACCAUUUUGCCCCUUGAGAUAUAAUCUCCAGCCUAUUUUGCCUAUUUUCAAAAGCAACAAAAAAUUUUAAAUGUAUGCAGCUACAAAGAAAUAGGCAUUUAUUAUUGGCUUAAUAUUUUUAUUAGAUUUAUAUUAUGUUCUUCUUUCCCUUCUCCAUCACAUUAUGACUAUUUCACAACUCAAGUCUUUUUUUUUUAACGUGUAUCUAUUUUUCAAAUUCAUGUAAGUUUUACUAUCUAAGAUAGGAAUCAUUCCCUUCCUAGCAACAUUCUUUUGGGGGUGUGUAAAGCAUCAGAUUUCAAUAAACUGGAAAAGUAAACCACAUUUGAGAAGCCAUGCAAUACUGUAUUCUAGUCUGCUUUCAUUAAGGUGCAAAAGAUGUCUAUAAUAAAAUUUAUGUAUAUGAAUGGUUCUCCAAACUGACUGAUAAUCAGAAAAUCCUGGGGCUCUUUCAAAAAUAAUUAACAAUUCUAUUUUUAGACCUAUAAAUAUAUAUAUUGAGGAAGGAAGAAGGAGGAUAUAGAUCUGUAUUUUGGAAAGUUCCCCAGGUCUCCUUGGGAAAUUAUAUGAACAAUCAUGUUUGGGAACAGAUGAAUCAUGUUGCCACUGGAAGAAGUUUGUUAUACAUUCUAACCAAGAAACCUAAAUGGUUCUUAAGCAUCUGCUAGCAGAAACAAUUAUGAUUAUGAUUACUUAAUGUCUGUUAGAUUCUGCUAAUCCAUCACCUAUCUCAGGAGGAAACAAAUCCAAAAAAGUAAGAUACUGUCUUUUUGAUUUGUGUUAAUUAAAAAAUGCUACUCCUAAAAAUAUACUAACUUCCUAUACUUAUAAAGUUAUUUCUUAUCCUAAAUUCCUCAAUGAAUGCUGGGAAUAUAACAUAGGACCUCCCUCCCUCCCUCCGUCCCUUCCUCCCUCCCUCCUUUCUUCCCGUCCUCUCUCCCUCCCUUCCUCUCUCCCUCCCUUCCUUCCAUGCUGUUUCUCUUCUUUUGUCUUUCCUUUCUUCUUUGCUCUGACUGGAUGGUUUAUAACACUUUAGGAAAUUUCUCUGACUGAAAGAGAGCCAGUCUGAAUGAACUUUUGUCUGUCUUGGAGUAGAAGGAAAGACGAUUCUGAGCAUGGACCCUAACUUCUAGACUCCCAUCUCCUCCUCAGUGCCCCACUCUUCUGUCCAGACUAGAGUGGGUGGGGAAGUAGAAAAGGAAGGAAAUAAAGUGGUGGAAAACUGAGGCAACCCUGUUAAUUUUUUUUCCCCUAAGUAAAUUAUAUGAAGUAUAAAUUUUCUUUAACCUUAAAUGCCCACUACUGUGUGGACAGCCUCUGGGAAAACAUUUGUAGCAUUAGAUACUUUAUGGUGAAUAUUAUAAUAAAAUUAGCAAAAUGUGAUUUAUGGGGGUCUGCUAGUUGAUGUUUUAAAUUUUUCAUCAUUGUUAUUUUUAUAUUUCUGUAAUAGAGUUUUACCUAUAUUAGAAUGAUUAACUUUUCUUCCUCAUUAAAUCCUUUUUAAAAGAGUGUUUGUUCUGUAUAUGCCAAUCUUGAAGCAUAGAAUUGAUGCCAAUUUUUAAACCACUUACUGUUGUUGUUUUUGGUUCUGUCUUUUUUAUGGGAAGAAAAGAAAUAAUAUUAAUUUGAGAGUGUAUUCUGAAUUAUGCCAUUAACCUAACAAUAAUUUUUAUUAUUAUCUCACCAUGCUAAAAAGUGUCCAGAAUAUUUUGAGAUUGGAAGAGAUUUGAAUUUGGUUUCUAAUGUUUAUCUUUUGGUAAUCCCUACCAAAUUUUCAUAAUAGCAGUGGAAAGAAGGAAAAUGAAUAUUGGAUAUAAUUUCCUUUACUUAAAAGCUUUGGAUGAAUACUAUUUGAAUUGGUUUAGUAUGCCGAAGUGUAUGUAAUGGAAAAACAUAAUUAUUUUCUAAUUGAAUAAAAUAUAUUUAACAAAUACUGAAAGCAGAAUUAACUCAGCAAAAAUAUGCAUUUUUUGCUUAGAAAAUGGAUGGCAUUUGCUUAAGAAAAAUUUUUUUUACUAAUUUAAAAAUAUCCUAUCUGGGGAAAAGAAACAUACUCUUCACAUUUUACUUCUACAGUCUCAUAUGUAACCACUAUUGUUCUCAUGACACUCUCCUAUGUUGAUGUGAUCUCUAUAGGGUUUGUGCCUUUUUAAUCUUUUAUUCUAUCAUUUCUUAAAUUCUGUUUUAUUCAGCACUUUCCCAAAUAAAGCUAUCAGGAUUGACAUCAGCUAUUCCCAGGAAAAUAAAAGGUUAUUACUGCUGAACAUUGGAAUAAUCUGAUUAUGUAGAUUGAAGAAAAGCCAGUCUAUUAUAAUUGCUGUAAAGAAGCCAUUUAACUUUGUGCCUCUUUGCAUUAGUCUUUUUUUAACUGCAGAGAAGCAGAUUAGUGGGAUGAAAAUAUAGAUUCUUUUUUUGAAUUGUGAUAGGCAACUAAAAGAUGAAUAUGAGAGCAGAAAAUGAAUUAAAUCUUUUGGUUUAAAUGAUAAAGUGUUUACACAUUGUAGAGAAUUAAAUAAGCAGUUGUUCUUUCUUUUAUUUAUCUUUAGGAUCUUUGGUUCUGUAAUAAAAGUAGAAAGCUUUAGGGAAUAUAUUGUAUAGAAAGUAAAUCCAACUUCAAGAUUCAGUUCCUUUUUGAUGAUUUAUUGUUUUAAAUCCUAAAUAUCUGAAGCAGUGACUCCAUGACUCACCAAGCAUAUCUUUGUGAGCUGAUUACCAGAGAUUUGGAGAAAAAAAUAGUAGCAGUUGGUUUUGCUUUUAGUGUUUUUUAUUUCUCGCUACAUUCCAAAAUGUUUUGUUUUAGAAGAUACAAUAAUUCUUAUUUUAUGUUAUUUUUUUAAUUGCUAAGAAGACUUUUAAUUGCUAAGAAGACUCAAAAAAGUCCUCAUGGAACUUUUACUGGUAGUGUUACCACCUGAUAAAUAGGAAGUAAAAUGUAUUAUUUUAUUACGGACUGUCUAAAUAUCUUUGUCAGAUUCAAAUAUGCAACUGAAUGUAUAUAAUUUUUUUUGUAGCAGCCAAGAAUAAUUUAAGUUACACAACUAAUACUGAUAUGCCUUUAUCAUUUUUUUGCUAACCAACCAAAUCUGUAUUCACAUGAUCAUCCUUAAUGUUUGUACUAAUAGAGGACUACAGUGGUGCAAAUUGAACGAAAAUGUCGACUAAUACGAAUGAAUAAAUGAGGCCCAGCACAGUGGCUCAUGCCUAUAAUUCUAGCACUUUGGGAAAUUGAGGUGGGAGGAUCACUUGAGCCCAGUAGUUUGAGACCAGCAUGGCCAACGUAGUGAAACCCUGUCUCUAUUAAAAAUACAAAAAUUCGGCAGGCAUGGUGGCACACACCUGUAAUUCCAGCUACUUAAGAGGCUGACACAGGAAUUACUUGAACCGAGGAUGGCACCACCACAUUCCAGCCUGGGCAACAAAGCAAGACUUCGUCUCAAAAAAAAAUGCAUAAUUGAUAAAGAGACUUAUAAGAGUAUUUGCAUUUUAAAAUAGUUUUAUAUUCUGCACAGAAUAAAAUAGUCAUACCUUUCCCAGUUAAUAAAUUAGCCUUGCAGCUUCAGAGUUCAGUAAGAAUCCCUGUUUAUUACUAGUAUUGUUAUUUCCUCAAAGUUUUUUGUCUUGUAAAGAAUUUAGAUCUUCUAAUUCUACAUCUUUAUAUUUUACUGGAUUUUUAAAAUCUGACAACUGAUUUUCCCUUUACUAAUAGAAAGCAUGAAAUGUCAUUGAUAGCAAAACAAAGUAUAAGAUCCCUUAUGGAGAUCCCACUGGUCUUACUGGUAGGGAAAGCCCAAUUAUCAUAUAGACUUUACAUUCUCCAUCAGAGUAUCUACUAUGUUAAAACAGGUUCCCAGUCAUUCUAGAAUAGAGAAAAACAAUUAUUUUAUCCAGUGCAUGAUUGUCCUUUAUACAUUAAAUUUAUGCUUUUACAUACUUCUGUUUUCUUUUUAUUUUGUCUGUCCAAAUCAUUAUUUUAGAAAUACAGAGAAAAGGGUUGGCCAGGUACGGUGGCUCACACCUGUAAUCCCAGCACUUUGGGAGGUUGAGGUGGGUGGAUCACUUGAGGCUAGGAUUUUAAGACCAGCCUAAUCAACAUGGCAAUGCCUGUCCCUACAAAAAAUACAAAAAGUAGACUGGCGUAUUGGCUUUUGCUUGUAAUCAUAGCUACUUAGGAGGCUGAGACAUGAGGAUCACUUGAGCCCGGGAGGCAGAGGUUGCAGUGAGCCAAGAUCAUGCCACUGCAAUCCAGUCUGGGUGACAGAAUUGAAACUCUGUCUCAAAAAGAAGAAAAGGGUCAUUUUUCCAGGGUAAUAAUUUAGGGGUGGUUUUGGAUUCUGUCUUUUGGUUUUUUGUUAGUCUUUGUUUAAAUGUCAUAUUAACUCUAUACUCACCCAUCUAAUAGAACUAAUGGUGGUGGUAGUGGUGAAGGUUUUUUUGUGGGGAGGUGAUAUUAGUAAAUUGUUUAAAGGUAAAUUUUUUCUAUCAAAUGAAAGCUAUCAAAAACCUAGGUAAGUUACAAGUUUUUAUAUAGCCUGUAUAUUUUAGGUUUAGAGAUUUGCAUCAACCAAAGUUACUAAGAAUGAAACUGUUGGCUCUGAAUAUGUGUGAAUAAAUCCUUAGGAAAAGAUUUCCUACUUGCCCUUUAGGUGUCGUGUUUCUUACUAAGUGACAACUGUCAGUUACUUUUUAAAAAUAAGCACAAGAUUUUGGUUCUUUGCAUGAAUUGCAUUUGAAUUAUGCAAUUUUGGAGGAUUUUCUUUGUGGGAUUUUUUUUUUUAGAGAGGGUCUUGCUCUGUCACCGAAGCCAUAGUGUAGUGCAAUCAUGGUUCACUGCAGCCCUGACCACCCAGGCUCAAAUGAUCCUCCCAUCACAACCUCUUAAGUAGCUUGAACCAUAGGCAUGCGCCACCAUACCCAGUUGAUUUUUUUUUUUUUUUUGUAAAGAUGAGUCUUUCUAUACUGCCUAAGCUGUUCUCAAACUUCUGGACUCUCAGACUCCCACCUUGGCCUCCCACAGUGCUGAGAUUACAAGUGUGAGUUACCGUGACUGGCUCAGUUUCUUCUUAUUACAGUUAACUAAAUUAUACAAGUUGAAUAUCAGAGGAGUCAAAUCAGAAUAACCACAAACUUUCUUCUCAAAUAAAGUAAUGCUUGAUGAAGCAGAAACAUCUUUAGCAUUUAGACCCUCUAACUGUAGUUACAUCUUAUUCAGGAGACCCAAUGUCUUUUUUUUUAAUCCCUGCAUCAUCUGUGCUUCAGAGUAUUACAUUUUCCCCCAUUAAUAGAGAACUUUUAGAAAAUAAAUAAUAGAGAAAUAUGACCUGUAAUUCUACCUCCUGAACAGAAUUAUGGUGAAUGUUGAUGUGACAGAACAAGACUACAUCUCUUAAAACAUUAAAACUAAAUACAUAAAUAAAUAAUAAAUUUAAAAGAAUGUGAAGUAAAAUUUGUAUGUGAUAUAGGUAAAAAGUAACAAUAUGUUGAGCUAUUUAAUUAUACAUUUGCUGUUUUUAUUUUUUGUAUUUGCUGUUAAAAAUUCCUGUAGUAUACACCAUCAUAUUACCUAUUACUCUGCGUUACCACAUGAGUUUUUUGGUGUAGUAAUCUUGAUAACAUGGAGCCUUACAUGGAAAACUUAGCAAGUCAGUUGUUAGGAAAAUAGAGUGACUAUAUUUUGAGUAGGUCAUGGUAUACACACAUGGGUAUUUUUCAGUCAGAUUAUUUUUUCUGUUUUGCUUUAGUACAUGAGGUUCAGUUUUCAUCCUUGUCAAAAUAAAUGAGAAAACAAGUUUUACUGCAUUGUUUGUUAAUUAGAUACUUUUACCUCAUUAUGAAGGCUGUGUAUAAAAACAAAUUUCUUCAUCAUAAAUCUUUUAAAAUUUAGAAGCAUGUUUGUUAUGUAGACUCUUAAGUUAAUAACUGGCACUUUUUAAUUGUUUUCUCCUUCAUAUUCUGAAGUGAUUCAGAUGUAGUAUUUCAAAUAGUAAGAAUUUUUCUCAUUUAUUUCUAUAAAAUAUACCUGAAUUCUAACCUGAGACGUCCCAGAUUUUUCCCAUCAAAGAUAUCUCCUGAAUAAAAUAUUCCAACUGACAUGGAAUUCUAGGCAACAAGUUUUGUUUGUUUUCAGUAGAGUACAUGACAUAUUUAGUUGAAUGAAUGGAUUCCAAUUUGAAUAUGAGGUCCUAGGGGUAAGAGAUUACUUUAUUAAAUUGACUUGCUAGUUCUCUCUCCCCAUUCAAUUACAGUUUAAAAAGGGUAUGUAUUUUGGUUUGAUGUGUUAGAGUAACAAUCUUACCUUAUGAAAUAACAUGAUUCACUAGAAUAAGUCUGUACUGACAUUUUUAAGGAAAAUAGAAGUAUUUAUUUCCAUUCUUCCUCCUAGAUAUACAAGUGUUUAUGUAUACCUAUAGAUACAUAUAACUUCAAUUUUUGAAAACCAUAUGAAUUUCAUUUAUUGAAAGCAGUUGUCAGUGUCGCCAGAAUUCUUAAUUUCUUAACACAAUUUUAUUCCCUUGUCCUCCUGCAUUUCUUUCCCCUUUGAAAAUGUUUUAGAUAUUUUGGAGGUUCACAAUUAGGCAGAAAGAGUGACAGAUAACUGCUCUUCACUCUAGUUUCAUUUGUUAAGACUCCUUUUGAGAGAAAAAUUAACAUCAGCCGUGCAAGAGGAGCUUUUAAUGUUCCUUAGUUCAGCAUUUGAGAUGAAAUGUUAAUGAAGAAAGAGCAUGUAACAAACUUUGUGUUGUUUAUACAUUCCCUUGAUUAAUACCGCCAAUUUUCACUACUCCCAAUAAAGCACAUCCAGAAGAAAUAUAUUUAAGAUAUACUAGCCCUGUAAUUUUUAAUUUCAUCUAGUUUGUAAUUUUUUAUAGCUUUCCUUGAUAUUUUGUUUGACCUUUGGGUUAUUUAUUUGGCACAUAAUAAUUGUAUAUAUUUAUGUAGUACACAGGGCUAUUGCAGUACAAGUAAUGUAAGGUGAUCAGAUCAGAAUAAUUACCAUAUCCAUAUUUCUCAUCUCAGAAAGAAUAAAUAUUUAUUAUCUCUGUGUGUUGGAAACAUUCAAUAUUCUCCUUUUAGCUAUUUGAAAUGGUAUAUUAUUGUUAACUAUAGUCAUCCUACAGUACUAUACAACACUAGAACUUACUCCUCCUAUCUAGUUAUAAUUGUGCAUCUUUAAACAAAUCUCCCCAUCUCCUAGCCUUUGCAUUAUUUAGAAGUGUGUUGUUUAAUUUCCAAAUUUGAGGGUUCUUCAAGUAUCUGCAUUUUAAGUUUAAGGCUGGUUUCAUAGUUUCAAAUAUAUUCUAGCUUGGUAAACAUUUCAUGUGCACUUGACAAUAAUGUGAUUUUAUUAGUUAGAUUGCUCUAUAAAUGUGAGGUCAAGUUGGUUCAAGUGAUUUGCAAUUUUUCUAUUUCUGCCUAAUUUUCUCAACCAAAGUGGUGGUUUUGAAAUUUUCAGCCAUUAAUUGUUCAGUUAAUUAUUUCUCCUUAAAAAAACAUCAGUUUUUGUUUUUUUGGUGUAUGCUCUGUUGUUUGGUGUGCAUACAUUUAUAAUUGUUAUAGCUUCUUGAUAUGUAUUGACUCUUUUAUCGUUAUGAAAUGUCCCUAUUUGUCUCUGAUAAUGGUUUUGAUCAUAAAGUCUAUUUUGUCUAACAUUAACAUAGCCAUUCCAGCUUUCUUUUAGUUACUGUUUAUGUGGUAUAUUGUCUUCCUACCUUUUUUUAAAUUUCAACCUAUUUAUGUCUUUGAAUGUAAAGUAUGUGUCUUACAAGUGGAAUAGAGUUGAAUUUUUUUGUUUCUUCAUUCUGAUAAUUCCUGCCUUUUGAUUGGGGUGUUUAGACCAUUCCCAUUUGAUUUAAAUAAUGUCUUGUUUUGAUUUAUGGUGCCAUUUUGCUAUUUCUUUUCUGAGUGCCCUUUUUAUUUCUGCAGUGGUCUUUCACUACCUUGUGACUUUGUAAUGUCCCAUAUAAAUUUAUUAAUUUUGUUUUGUUUUUUUCCUUAUUAGUUGCUCUAGUUAUCACAAUUUGCAUCUUACUAAUCACAAUUUACAUUAGAUUAAUACUAAUGUAAUAUUUGGUAAAAUAUAGAAACUUUGGUUUAAUACCCCUACCUUCAAAAUUGCUGCCUAUUUGGUGCUAUUUUUGUCAUGUAUAUGACAUCUACUAAAAAUCCUUAGUGUUUUUCUCCCUACUUAUUUUGUCAUAAGCAGUGGGGGGGGAGAGAGAGAGAGAAAUAUAGAGGUUCUCAACUGUAAUUGUGUUUUCUCUUUUUUCUUUGGAAUGUAUCCAUUUUGCUUGAUGUAUUCAGUGCACUAUUGUGCAUAUAUUUCAGAUUGUUAUUCUUGAGGAAAAAAAAAACACCUUCAUUCUAAGGUAGUAUCCCCCUUUAUUCUUGAUAUUUCUUGUCCUGAAGUCUUACUUUCUCUGAAAUUAAUAUAGCUUCCAGCUUUCUUUUACUUAGCAUUUGCAUGAUAUGUUUUUCUCCAUGUUUUUACUUUUAAUCUGACUCUUUAUUUGUAAAAUAGGUUACUUAGAGAUCACAUAUUGCCUUGCUCUGCCACUUAACGUAUGUGCAAUUAUAUUUGUGUUAAAAUAUAUCUUCAUGCCUGUUCCAUAUUUUUUCAUUUAUUUCUUUUUUCUCUGCCUUUUUGCAGAUUUCAUAGGAUGUUCUUUAUGAUUUGUAUCACCUCUUUUGACUUAUUAUUUAUACCUUUCUUCACAAUUUCUCUGAGUGAUUGCCCUAUAGCUUACAGUAUGCCUUUUAAAGUAAUCUGAAUCUUUUUAAAGUAAUACUGUACUGCUUCAAGGGUAGUAUGAGAACCUUACAACAGUGUAUCCUGAAUUUCUUCAGACUAUCCUUUGUGCUAUUGUUGUUAUAUAUUUUACUUUUACAUAUGUUACAACAGACAAUAAAAUGUUCCUACUUUUGCACUAUUUAUCUUUUAGAGAAGUUAAAAAUAAGAGAGAUAAAUGAAUAUUAUUUUAUCUUUAGUGCUCUUCAUUUAUUUGUAUAAAUCCAAGAUCCUGACAUGCAUCACAUUCCUGAUAACUUCUCAUAACAUUUCUGUAGGGUAAUUUGCAGAUGGUGAAUACCCUUCAGUUUUUUUUGUCUGAGAAAGAUAUUUAUUAUUCCUUUUUGAAAGAUAUUUGUGCUAGGUCUUGAAUUCUGGAUUGACAGAUAUUUUCUUUUAGCACUUUAAGGAUGUUAUACCAUUGUCUUCUUGCUGACAUAGUUUCUUAAGAGAAGUCUGAUGUAAUUCUUAUCUUUGUUCCCCUGUAAAUAAUAUGUGUCCUUUUUUUCCUCUCUUUGUUAAAGAUGUUUUCUUUGAUUUUUCAGCAGUUUCUAUGUGAUAUGCUGAGAUGUUGGCUCAUCUUGCUUAGUAUUCUCUGAACUUCUUGAAUAUGGGUUUGGUCUCUACCAUUAACUUAGAGAAAUUCUCAGUUGUUAUGUUUUAAAAUACUACUUCUACCACCUUUUCUCUUCACUUGAAAUUCUAAUUAUUAUGGGCAUGUUAGCUCGUUUGAUACUGUUUCACAGCUCUCAGAUGCCCAUUUUGUUUUCUUUUUUCACUCCUUAGUUCUUUGUAUUUUAUUUUGAGUAAUUUCAGUUGUUCUACAUUCAGGUUCAUGUUUUUGUUUUUUGAGAAUGGAGUAUCACUCUGUUGCCCAGGCUGGAGUGCAGUGUCAUGAUUUCAGCUCACUGCAACCUUCACCUCCCAGGUUCAAGCAAUUUUGUCUUAGCCUCCCAAGUAGCUGGAACUAUAGGUACAUGACACCACACUCAUCUAAUUUUUGAAUUUUUAAUAGAGAUAGGGGUUCACCAUAUUGGUCAGGUUAGUCUUGAAAUCCUGACCUCAGGUGAUCCACCUACCUCGGCCUUCCAAAGUGCUGGGAUUACAGGCCUGAGCCACCAUACCCGGCCCAUGUAUUUCCUCAACUGUUUCAAGACUGUUGAUCAUACCGUCAAAAGCAUUUUUCACUUCUAUUACUGUGUUUGUUUAUUUCUAGGAUUUCUGUGUAAUUCUUUCUCAUAGUUAAAUCCCUUCACUGAAAUUACCUAUUUGACCUUUAACGUUUUCUACAUUUUCCGUCAGCCCCUUUAACCAUAUUAAUCAUCAUUAUUUUAUUUCAUAGAGUUUAACGUUUGAACUAAGAUUAUGUCAUACAGUUUUAACAUUUGAACUGAGUGUCGUACUUGACUCUGGUUUAAUGAUUGCUUUGUCUCCUCAGAUUCUAUGUUUCCCUGAAUGCCUGUAAUUUUUGGUUCAAAGCCAGGCAUGUUAUAUAGGACAGUAAAUACUGAGGUAAAUAUUUUUUACACGGGUGCAUUUUUUUUUUUCUGCCCGACCUUCAGUGUGGGAGUUGUAUUAAUUUAGUCAGGGUAAACGUGUUUUCACAGUAUGGUCUAUUGAUCAUCUGCUUUAGAAUUAUUAGUUACAUAGGAAAUGAAUUCAAAAUUUAAAUUUCUAAACCCUCAACUUGUAUAUUUAGAGGGUGAGGACCAAGAACCAUCUUUUGUUAUUGUUGUUGUUAUGGGUUACAUAAUUCUCUUUUGUUAAGUAGCCUAGAAUUGCAUGGGUGAAGCGAAGAUCCCAUCUCUGUCACAUCCAAUCUUGAAGCCACCUGUGGAAAUUUAGAAGUGCCAUAGUGUUCCCAGCUGGAAAGAAAAUGCCAAAGUGUUCCCAAUAGUCACUGCCACAGACCUAUUCUUCCUUUACAGGAAUGAUUAGGAACUGUCUCAUACCCUCCUGCGUGCCACAUCAGGAGGCUGUCCAUAGUUUGUUGGUCACUUUGGAAAUGCAGAGAACAAAUCCAAGGGAGACAGUAGAUAAUAGGCCAGGGUUCUCGUUGGUCUCCUCAGUGUCAAAAGCAAAGGCUAGAGUAUUCUGGUAGCACUUACGGUUAAUCAGAACAUUAAAGCUGGAUUCGAAGAUCUGCCUCCUGAAAGGUACUAUGUUCUGAUGUUUACAGCCAAAUUCCAUGAAACAUUGACUGAUAUAUUACAACGGCUACAACUCUGAAAUAGCUUAUUGGAAGAGAUGCAUAGGGCAAGGUAUUGGAGAGUGGCAGGUGGAGUACAUGGAAGAACAGGUCUGUGCCAGUGAUUGUUAAAAACACUUUGCAUUUUCUUCCCAGAUGGAUACCUUCCUAGUAUCUUAAAGUUUUCACCAACCUGGAGGCUCUGGAAUCUCCAUUUUUAACAAACUUUCUAUGGGAUUAAUAUAUAAUAAAGUGCUAUAAAAUAGCAGUUUUUGAGCUCUUUUCUGCUUGUAUAUUUUCUUAAGAAUUUUCUAAAUUAAUGAAUUUUGCAUGAUUCAUUAAAUUUUCAAGGAUCCAAAUGACCAAAAUAAGAACUUACUUUAAGACUCAAAAUAUAACAAAUGAGGUUAAUUUAAAUCAAGCACUGAGUUUUUAGAGAAUAUGUUCUGUACAAUAAAAAAAGUAGUUAUUACAAAAUACCUUUCCAACUUUGACAUAUUAACAUCCUAAUUCCCUUCUGGCUUUAAAAAUCUUUCUAAGUUAUUUAAGUCUAAAACCUCAGAAUCAUUAUUAUUGCAUCUCUUUAUAUUCUGUCUAAUUAUUUAUCAAAUAGCAGUUCUUUCUUUGAAGUAUCUUCUAUAUUUAUCUCUGUUUUCAUUCCUGCUUUUCAUCUCCUCAUUCCUCUUCCUUAUCUUCCCCUUCUCUUGAUUUACUUCUAACAGCUUUAUGUACCCUUCAGCCUUUAUGCGCUACCAAUUGUUCAUCUUUAUACAGAGAUACUCAAAUAUUGCUUGUUACCUUUAGUUGACCCAGGUCUUUCAGAACAGUUUCAAAUUCAGCAUUUGCAUGUACCUCUAUCUAGUAUAUUUUGGCCAACACUAAAAAUAACGGGAAAUUUUUAUAAAUAUAUUACCUGAACUUGUUAAUCUAUUUCACUUUCUAUAUCUUUAUCUAAUUUUAAAAUUAAAGAUAUUGAAUAAUCACAGAUGUGAUUUUAGACGUUAUUCCUAUAUCUACUUCUUAACCACUCUGUUCCCUCAUCUCAUGUGUUUGAACUUAGACUAUUAUAUCUAAACUGUUACAUUCAAGAUUUUCAGUAAUCUAGUAUAAUGCUAUUCAUCUAACUUUAUUUCUUUUUUCCCAACACAGUUCACUUACUUCAUUAAGAAAGUUUCUUCCUUGUCCCAUACUAUUCCCAUUCUGGCUUCUAAACUUGUGUUCAUGUUGUUAUUCAUAUAUCUGUAUUGCCUUGUCCUCUUAUUUCAGCUUAACUAAAUUCUCAUCAUUUUUUAGCUCAAUCCUACUUUUCUUUUCCUCUUUUAACCAUUUUAUCUCUUUGGUUUCUGGUUUCUCACAGCUAUUGAUGAACCUAUAGAAUGCAGUCUACCAACUACCAUUCAAAAAUUCAUCUUGAAUUGUUUGUUGUGUUUCAUUAGUGUUAUCCCGGUUACAUUUCUUGCUUCAACUUGGAGAGCAAAAAAAUACAAACACCAGCAGCUACCAGGGAAAAAGCUACUUAAUUCUCUGGGAAAGAGGAAUUAAAGAGAGUUAGAAUAAAAUUUAAGUCUGCUUAAUCUGGAGAUCCUACCUUAAUCAAUUUCAUAAGAUCAUAAAUAUACUGAAUAGAAUAUACUAGUAUUAUUACUACUAGUACACUGUGAUACUGAUAGUAAUGAUAUAAUACUAAUAGUAUUGACAUAACUGCCCUGUAACUGUAAAGAAAUUAAGCUUAUAUAGUAUUUUACUAAAAGUAGCUACCAUUUAUUUGGUGCCUAUAAUAGGCCAGUUACUUUUUGGUUACAUGCUGUAAAGGAGGUAAGAUUCUCACCUAUUGCUUGAUUCAUGACGAGACCUCUGUAAGUUUUACAUGACGUAGAAGUUUUACAUGACACAGAAGGCUUCAGAAAUGAAGACCCAAAGAAUGGGUAAACUUGUGUACUUGUGUAUUUUUAUGGUUAGGUUUAAUGAAGAGAUGAAUAGUCAUGGAGAAGUAUGAUUGGAGGACAAAGGGGUAUGAUCUAAUGGUAAUAAACUGGGGGCAACUUAGCAAGGUCUGUUUGUUCAGCUUCUUUAUGUCUGUCUCCAGAGGAAAGGACAGGUAAGGAUGAGGGUCUUAUGACCUGCUUCAGAGGAAAGUAAGAGAAUUCUUUAUUUAACCCACUUCAGAGGAAAAGUAUGGGAGAAGUUCUUCCUGGUUCUGGUGUUUUUUCAAAUACCAAGGUGUGUAUUUGGAGGUAGUGUGUUCUGAUCCCUAACAGUGCUCUACUGUGUUUUCCUUGAAUCUUCAUAAAGAUUCUACCUAAGAUUAUCUGCUUUAUAUUUGAAGAAGUGAGUCUCUAAAAAGAUUAAGCAGAACCAAAAUUCACAUCCAGGUUUUCAUGUCUUAAAUGUAUUGUUUUUUCCGUUAUCCCCAAAAUAGUACUGAAUUCUAGAAUCAGCUUUGUUAGAGUAGUCUGGGGGAAAUUUGCAAGUAGCUCUCUUAAAUAUGCACAGUUCUACUAUGCUCAGAGGAGCUCUUCUCAGUAUUAAUCAGCAAUUUAUUCGUUUUUCCCCAAUCAUACUUGUCACUGUAAGCACAUUGUUCUCAAACUUUAUUCAGAAGAUCAUCCAGAGUCCAGAGAUAUUAACUAUUAACAUGUGCUGCAAGUUGAAAGUGUUUGGAGAUAAUAUUUGAGUGCAGUGUGGCAAGGAUAAUCAAUCAGGUUGUUCAGGCCAGUUGGCAGAAGACUUUGAAAAGCAUUGAGAAUGUAAGGAAUGAUGAAUGUACGUGUUCUUGCGUAUCUAAAUCCUUCUUCCCUUGACAGCGUUUUCUUCCUAAGGAUCACUUUGACUUUGUAUGCUUAGUAUACCUUCUUAAUUGUUCUUUUUCUAUUAUCUGAAUCCCAAUUUUUUAUUUACCAUAUUUGAAUGCAUUAAAGUAUAUUUAAAUGAUUUUUAAUUGAUACAGUUAGGUCAUUGGAAUAUAAAAGACUGCUUAGCAAAAGUCUUCCUAAUAAUGAAGCACACCAAAAUGGAAGCUGCAGGAACCAACCAUGUGGACAAAUGAAAAAAUCUUUUGUCUACAGAUUGCAGCAAUCCUACAUAAACAUAUGGAGGUCUCUGUCUGGCUUAGGACAGCUGGCUAAGUCUGAUCGUUCCCCUCCAUACAACCUUUAAAACUGCCACUCUAAAUGUUGCUUUCCUUGCCAUUUUAUUCAGUAUCUCUGCUGGUUAUGGGUACUAGAUUAUUUUUUAAAUGGAUAACCAAGUAAUGUUACCUCUUUAUCCAUCUGAACUGGUUUUUGGGGGUAUCUUACAAGUUUUGAAAAUUGCUAUUAUUUGCUUAUUUAAGGAACCUACAACCAGGAAGUAGAAUGCAUGUAGAAAUAGUACUCUUCUCUUGCUGGGUGUGGUGGCUCACACCUGGUAAUCCCAGCACUUUGGAACGCCAGUUGAGGCAGGUGGAUCACUGAAUGUCAGGAGUUCAAGACGAGUCUGGCCAAGAUGGUGAAACCCCACCUCUACUAAAAACACAAAAAUUAGCCGAGCAUGGUGCAGAAUACCCAUAAUCCCAGCUACUUGACAGGCUGAGACAGGAGAAUGACAUGAACCUGGGAGGUGGAGAUUGCAAUGAGCUGAGAUCAUGCCACUGCAUUCUAGGCUGGGUGACGGAGUGAGACUCCAUCCCAGAAAAAAGAACAAAGAAACAUUCUUCUAAGGGGCCACAUUGGCUUAGCUAAUUCAGGGUUACCAGUAAAGGUCAUUCGAUAUGAAGGAGCUAAUCAGAGAUAGCUUCCAUGAAGUAUUUCUCAUUAAGACAGUGAUUUUUUCAAAAUCCAGUUUUUGUAAUCUUUUAAGGCUGUAAUCAAAGUUUAGAAAUAACCAUUUGCAGAGGAAAGCUGGCUGCUAAGUUUACCUUCUUAGUACUGAAUUUAAAAUCUUGAUUGUUCAUAGUUUGUGUUUUGCUGUUAGUUGUGGGGAGAGGUUACACCCACCUGUCUCCCCCUGCCUUCUGCAACUUAGCAGCCACAGCUAGAUUUAUUUAUUAUUUUAAAUUUUUUGAGAUGGACUCUCACUCUGUCACCCAGAUUGGAGUACAGUGGCGUGAUCUCAGCUCACUACAACCUCCGUCUUCUGAGUUCAAGCAAUUCUCCACCUCAGCCUCCUGCUGGAAUUAGAGCUGCCCACUGCCAUGCCUGGCUAACUUUUGUAUAUUCAGUAGCGACAGGGUUUCAGUGGCACAGGGGUUCAUGCCUGUAAUCUCAACAGUUUGGGAGGCUGAGGUAGGUGGAUCACCGGAGGUCAAGAGUUCAAGACCAGCCUGGGUUUAUUUAUAACGAGUUGUAUGAGGAUCCUUGUUUGUGGUAGUAAAAUCCCAUAUUUCUUACCCUGAACAGUUUUUGUGUUAGACAGUUGUCAAAUGAGUAGCUAUACUUUUCUAGGCCCUUUAGAAAUUUACUGUUUUUUUCAUUUUAAUGAGCAAUUUUAAGAUUUUCUAAGCAAGGACACUAGUGGAGAAGAAAGAGGAGAAUUUGGGAUUAACUGAUUUUGAAAGUGUUCCUUGUGAUGAAGAAAUUCCAGUUCCCCAUAUCUUAAAUUGGAAGUUUGUGUAUAGGGAGGUGGAUUGGGAGGAGAGUGGGAAUUUGGCCUGUCAAUGCCAUGUAUAUUAACUGUGGAACACUGUUUACCAUUUGGUUCUGUGUCCAAGCCUUUUUUUCUGAUGAUAUUACUUGAAAUCAUACUCACAGAGAGAUAUCUAAAAGACCAAAUUUUGCGUAUAACAAGGCUUUUAGGAACCUAAGUUUAUGAGAUUUGAAAUGUAAUGUAUAUUUAUAACGUAUGAGAACUGAGGCUCUCUUGUACUAGUAAAUGACCAUCCAAGACACCUUUCUCCGUCCUUCCAUUCUGCUAUAGUAAAUUCAAGAUAGGGCCCAGGCAUGUGAAAAGCUUACGGGGUCAAUAUGAUACAGAUCAGCAUUGGUGUAUUUCUCAAUCUUCACAAGUUGUUUCCUGGCUUUGCUGUUUCUUAGUUAUGUGUAUGAAUUUGGACAAGUUAUUAAGUCUAAGACUAUUUUUCUUUGUAAAUUGUGAAUAAAAAUAGUAUCAUCCUCAUUAGGUUGCUAUGCAGAUUAAGUGAAAUAAUCCAUAUAAAAUUCUUAACUAAGUCACUGACCUAUAGUGCUCAAUAAAUAAUUAUGUGGUAAUGA